This is a messenger RNA of Humulus lupulus (European hop), 2463 nucleotides long. RefSeq names its product proline-rich extensin-like protein EPR1. The transcript has a single exon. NCBI's taxonomy places the organism in Eukaryota, Viridiplantae, Streptophyta, Magnoliopsida, Rosales, Cannabaceae. Bases 1 to 2463 code for a protein of 820 amino acids. The record is from RefSeq and is a predicted model, not a curated record.
AUGUCUUGGUCUCAGUUUCUAGUACUUCUACUCCUCGGAGUGGCACUUUUUGCCACUCAAUCAACUCUGGCUGAUUACUCUUCUCCUCCCAUCUACGAGCCUCACCCUCCUCCGGUGGCUGAGAAGCCUAAGCCACCACCAACCCCAGUUUACGUGAAGCCUCCGCCGGAAGUAAAGCCUAAGCCACCACCUGUUUACGUGAAGCCUCCACCGGAAGUAAAGCCUAAGCCACCACCUGUUUACGUAAAGCCUCCACCGGAAGUAAAGCCUAAGCCACCACCUGUUUACGUGAAGCCUCCACCGGAAGUAAAGCCCCCACCGGAAGUAAAGCCUAAGCCACCACCUGUUUACGUAAAGCCUCCACCGGAAGUAAAGCCCCCACCAGAAGUAAAGCCUAAGCCACCACCUGUUUACGUAAAGCCUCCACCGGAAGUAAAGCCCCCACCAGAAGUAAAGCCUAAGCCACCACCUGUUUACGUAAAGCCUCCACCGGAAGUAAAGCCUAAGCCACCACCUGUUUACGUGAAGCCUCCACCGGAAGUAAAGCCCCCACCGGAAGUAAAGCCUAAGCCACCACCUGUUUACGUAAAGCCUCCACCGGAAGUAAAGCCUAAGCCACCACCUGUUUACGUAAAGCCUCCACCAGAAGUAAAGCCCCCACCGGAAGUAAAGCCUAAGCCACCACCUGUUUACGUAAAGCCUCCACCGGAAGUAAAGCCUAAGCCACCACCUGUUUACGUGAAGCCUCCACCAGAAGUAAAGCCUAAGCCACCACCUGUUUACGUAAAGCCUCCACCAGAAGUAAAGCCCCCACCGGAAGUAAAGCCUAAGCCACCACCUGUUUACGUAAAGCCUCCACCGGAAGUAAAGCCUAAGCCACCACCUGUUUACGUAAAGCCUCCACCGGAAGUAAAGCCCCCACCGGAAGUAAAGCCUAAGCCACCACCUGUUUACGUAAAGCCUCCACCGGAAGUAAAGCCUAAGCCACCACCUGUUUACGUGAAGCCUCCACCGGAAGUAAAGCCCCCACCGGAAGUAAAGCCUAAGCCACCACCUGUAUACGUAAAGCCUCCACCGGAAGUAAAGCCCCCACCGGAAGUAAAGCCUAAGCCACCACCUGUUUACGUAAAGCCUCCACCGGAAGUAAAGCCUAAGCCACCACCUGUUUACGUGAAGCCUCCACCGGAAGUAAAGCCCCCACCGGAAGUAAAGCCUAAGCCACCACCUGUUUACGUAAAGCCUCCACCGGAAGUAAAGCCUAAGCCACCACCUGUUUACGUGAAGCCUCCACCGGAAGUAAAGCCCCCACCGGAAGUAAAGCCUAAACCACCACCUGUUUACGUAAAGCCUCCACCGGAAGUAAAGCCCCCACCGGAAGUAAAGCCUAAGCCACCACCUGUUUACGUGAAGCCUCCACCGGAAGUAAAGCCCCCACCGGAAGUAAAGCCUAAGCCACCACCUGUUUACGUAAAGCCUCCACCGGAAGUAAAGCCCCCACCGGAAGUAAAGCCUAAGCCACCACCUGUUUACGUAAAGCCUCCACCGGAAGUAAAGCCCCCACCAGAAGUAAAGCCUAAGCCACCACCUGUUUACGUAAAGCCUCCACCGGAAGUAAAGCCUAGGCCACCACCUGUUUACGUGAAGCCUCCACCGGAAGUAAAGCCUAAGCCACCACCUGUUUACGUAAAGCCUCCACCGGAAGUAAAGCCCCCACCGGAAGUAAAGCCUAAGCCACCACCUGUUUACGUAAAGCCUCCACCGGAAGUAAAGCCUAAGCCACCACCUGUUUACGUGAAGCCUCCACCAGAAGUAAAGCCUAAGCCACCACCUGUUUACGUAAAGCCCCCACCGGAAGUAAAGCCUAAGCCACCACCUGUUUACGUAAAGCCUCCGCCGGAAGUAAAGCCUAAGCCACCACCUGUUUACGUGAAGCCUCCACCGGAAGUAAAGCCUAAGCCACCACCUGUUUACGUGAAGCCUCCACCGGAAGUAAAGCCUAAGCCACCACCUGUUUACGUAAAGCCACCGGUGGAGAAGCCUAAGCCACCACCAACCCCAGUGUACGUGAAGCCACCACCGGUGGAGAAGCCUAAGCCACCACCUACCCCAGUUUACGUAAAGCCUCCACCAGAGGUCAAGCCUAAGCCACCACCAACCCCAGUGUAUGUGAAGCCACCCCACGUUGAGAAGCCUAAGCCACCACCGACCCCGGUUUACGUGAAGCCUCCUCACAUGGAGAAGCCCAAGCCACCACCGAGUUACGGUCACCACCCCCGACACCCUCCGGUUUACGUGAAGCCUCCUCAUAUGGAGAAGCCCAAGCCACCACCGAGUUACGGUCACCACCCCCGACACCCUCCGGUUUACGUGAAGCCUCCUCCUAUGGAGAAGCCCAAGCCACCACCGAGUUACGGUCACCACCCCGGAUACCCUCCGGCGCCCCCGAGUCCUAGCCAUUAUUGA